AUGUUAGAGGACAGAAUCUAUUAUCAUGUGUGUCGACUAGAUGUGGAUCCAGCCACUUAUGGAUGGGAUCACCUCCAGCAAAAAGGGAUUUCAGACCCACUUACAGCUUUAUGGGCAUAUCAUAUGUAUCAUCCGGUAGGUGAGGCAGUAUGCAUAGACGGUUUCAUAUAUUUUGGUGUUUGGACUUCACGACGUUUUCAAACUUCAGCAAUUGGGAGAUUUGACGUGAUUAAUGAGCGUCUAGAUUUUGUUUUGACCCCUAUUGACAUUGAUGAUACUGGUUACAACAUUGCUAGGAAUUUUAUGGAUUACAACGGAAGCUGA
This is a messenger RNA of Arabis nemorensis, 324 nucleotides long. NCBI's taxonomy places the organism in Eukaryota, Viridiplantae, Streptophyta, Magnoliopsida, Brassicales, Brassicaceae. The record is from the annotation of a GenBank genome assembly.